AUGGACUCGUCCAGUCUCUUCCGUCAGCUACUACGCAUGCCGGUAGUACAUCGCACUGCUCUAAUCGCGCCUACGCGUCCACAUGCGCGCGCUUUCGCCAUGCUCGCACCCCCGCUGCCGCAUUCACGCUUCAUGUCUAUCCCCCGCAUCAUCCAGCCGAGCUUCUGGGCCUCCAUGAUACCCAAGCCACUCAAGACCCGCUCCGAGCAACCUAGGCGCAAAGAGUGGAACCCCGCUACCCCAUACAUCAUUCUUGGACUGCUCGUCGGCAGCCAGGCCAUUCAGAUACUAUGGUUGAAGCAGGAGAGAACACACAACCUUCGCAGAGCCGAGGCUAAGAUUGGUGUAUUGAGAGAAGUUAUUGAGCGUGUACAACGAGGCGAAGACGUCUCGGUUGAAGCAGCUUUGGGGACGGGCGACGCAGCAGAUGAGAGAGAAUGGGCGGAGGUUCUCAAAGAUAUCCAGAACGAGGAGGCUCUCUUCCAGAGUAAAAAGAAGAGAAAGGCCCUGAGAGAUGCUGCUAUGCAAGAUGUCGCCAAUACGCCGGACAAGGACCAACAGGAAACAGCAAAGCGUAACUUCACUAAACAACAGGUGGAGAGCGUGGGCGGAGUCAAGUUUUACUGA
Messenger RNA from Alternaria postmessia, 627 nucleotides. RefSeq lists its product as uncharacterized. The record is from RefSeq and is a predicted model, not a curated record. Lineage: Eukaryota; Fungi; Ascomycota; Dothideomycetes; Pleosporales; Pleosporaceae. The transcript is spliced from 2 exons. The coding region runs from base 1 to 627 and encodes 208 amino acids.